Messenger RNA from Apus apus (common swift), 4564 nucleotides. RefSeq names its product microtubule associated tyrosine carboxypeptidase 2 (gene MATCAP2). Lineage: Eukaryota; Metazoa; Chordata; Aves; Apodiformes; Apodidae. The transcript is spliced from 7 exons. The record is from RefSeq and is a predicted model, not a curated record. The coding region runs from base 174 to 1724 and encodes 516 amino acids.
UCCCCGCUCCCGCUUGUGGCGGCCGGGCCGGGCCGGUUUCGCGGAGGCGCCGAAGCCGGCACAGCCCGCGCCGCGCCGCGCCCGCCGCCUCCCUCCUCGCCUCCCCGCCCCGGUAGGCGGGAGCCCGCCGCGCAGGGGCGAGCCGGCGGGGCAGAGCUGCCCGGCGGAGCACCAUGCUGGAGUCUAUCCGUGUCACCGAAAAACUUCACUGGCCUAAGACAGAACUUUCUAGGAAAUCAAUCCUGAGCCCAGAAGAACAUAAGCUGAACUUUAAUAAUGAAAAGAGCCUCCAGCACCCACCUUCUGGGAUUCUUAAGGACACUUUCACAACAGGAACCAGUAGCUACAAUGUCUUUCUGCAGAGCAAAGAGGAGAAAAAACACCAAGCUCAAAAGCAGCCAUCUGCUCACCACAAGAAACACAAAAAAACUACAAGGUGCUCUAACAUCUCACGAAGCAAUGAGCCCCGUAAAAUCAGAGUCUCACUGCCCUUGCUCAGCAGUGGAUGGUACUGCACAAACAGACAACCCUCCAUCAUCAUCACUAGCCCAGUGGCUACCAGCAUGAAGUUUACAAACAGUAUUUCAGUUGGGAGGAGCAGCAUAGGACUCCCAUCUAGACCCAGAAGUAGAACCAAGAGGCAUUUAAAUCAAACUAAGCCAAAGCAAUCCCAGUCCACAAAAAAACAUGGCAAAGAAGGUGAUGUCUCUGGCCAAAAACUCUGUUUACUGACUGCAAUCAAGCCUUCUAAUGUGGAGAAAGAGAAGAUUAAAUUCUUCAAGUCAGAUUUCACAUACAAUCCUCAGUUUGAAUAUGCAAACCCCGCUCUGCCGAACGUGUUAGCUAAGCACAGUCAUGCAUCUGACAGAUUUCUUAAGCAGUCUAUUCACAUUAUGGAGAGGACACUGCAGAAAUAUGGAAGCUAUGAAAAAUUUGAACAGGCCACAGGAGGCAGCUUGCUGACCAAAAGUCGCAUCUGGAACCAUGUCAGGAAGUACAUGGUAAAAGAAGGCUGUCUGGGUGAGAUUGUAGUCCAUCUCACAGAGGACCUGCUUUCUCGAGCCUCAAUGACAGUGGUGAAUGGCCGCCCCACCCUCACUAUCAAUAUCUCCACUGCGCGAGAGCACUGGCUGGAAGGGAUGCUGAGACAUGAAAUUGGAACUCAUUAUUUCCGGGGUUUUAACAACAACAGCCAGCCUUGGUGCAACUGGAACGGACGUAGAAAACACGGGUUAAAACCAAUCAACCCUACAGAGGAGGGGCUAGCAAGUAUUCACAGUGUCCUGUUCCGCAAAGACCCUUUUCUUUGGAGGGCUGCCCUGCUUUAUUACACAGUGUAUCAGGCAAGCCAAAUGUCCUUCAGUCAGCUUUUCCAAGACUUGGGGAAAUUUGUCAAGGACCCCAACACUAGGUGGGAUUACUGUGUAAGAGCCAAGAGAGGGUGGACUGACACAUCACAGCCAGGCUGUUUCAAUAAGGAUCAGGUGUACUUGGAUGGCAUCCUCCGAAUCCUCAGAUACAGGGAGUCCAUUGAUUUCUAUCUUCUGACAGCCCUUGGGAAGAUCUCAUACGAGGAUGUGGACCGCCUGAAGGGAUUAGCUGUGACCGAGAAUAUGAGGGUGCCACACUUUUUGCAAGACCAUGCCCGUUAUAUGGAGCACUUGGAAAAAAUCAUGGAAGUCAAUGAGCUAACUGAUGAGGAGCUCCAGGGUCUCAUAAAUUAACAGCAUCAGCCCACCAUUCACUUACUCUGUGCAACUGAGGAUGUAGAACUGGACUUUCCCAGAGCGGGCAAGAAUGGACUUAGGAGGGGUGGGGUGGGAGGAAAGGGCAGCCAGAAUGUGUGGAAUUAAGAAAAAGUCCUUUUAUGUUCCUUUUGCAUUGUGAUUGUACAGUGAUUAUUUUUUUAAAGGGUUUGUGCAUUUUUUAGAAUUUGGCUUAGGAAUUUAUUUGGGGUGAUCUGUCCAAUCAUCUGCUCAGUUUUAUAUGCUAGCUAUAGUGCCUGACUGAUUUUGAGAACACACAUCCAGGUUUAGAGGUGGAAGAAAGGAGGAAGUGGAGAAAAUCCCCUUAGUUCCCUUGUGUUUGCCCUGUCUUUGGUCAUAGCAUUCAUGGUUCAUAGCAAUAGAACUGUUGUAGAUUCUGCUACAUCACUGUCUGUAACUUUUUCCCAUUUGGUCAUCAUUGCAAUGAAAAAAGAAAGCUGAAAAACACACUGCACAGAAGCAGGUCUUUGUGCCAUAGGAUGAAACCUCCAUAAUGAUAUAAAAAGUUUUGGGGUUUUUUACUAGGAGUUUUAGCAUUUAAAAAAAUAAUAAUACAAAUAUAUAUAUACAUAUACACACAUAUCUAUAUAUGUAUUCCUGUUUUAAUGACUGUACAGGUAGCAAAGUUAUUGCCCCUUUAACCCCUCAAAAAGUUACACUGUUCCACAUCUUAAUCUGUAUAGUACAUGUUUCAGGAAGCUGAAUUCUGGAAAAGGUCUGCCUCCAUUGAGGACCAGCUUAACAUGUCCAGGAAGUUCAACCUGGCAGUGUUUUGGAAGAAGGAUAGGGCAGAAGUGUCAUUUCAUGACUUCGAAUGUUUUAAAUAAAUUCAGGAACAAGGGGACAUGAUUCAGCACAGCAGGCAGCACCCACUUCUUCUCUGGGUCACCUGAGCCUACAAAAGGUUAAGUCCCUUUUUGAGCAGUACCUCCAUGCUGCAGCUAACUUGAGCUUGCAGAGCUUGUUGACAAAACAAGGUGUGAAUGGGGAGGGAAAGAAGACUCACAAGUGCCCUGUUCCUGUGUUCCAACAGAAGUGCUGCCCCACUGUGAAGCAACCUUACCUCUGUUUUAACUGCUGGUGCUAUAUCCAGAACUAAGAAGAAAUAACUCCUUACUGUGAGACAUGGCUAGUCACAGGAGAAAUAGCUUAGAUGAUGCAGGAGGACUUACUACAUAAACAGCAUUUUCUGAUUCCAGAGUAUUAUGGAAUUAUCGAAGCAAAUUGACUUUUGCACAAAGAAGUAUUCUGACAAAGAGUUUUGUUUUAGUAGAUUGCAUUUUGCCAGAGCUCCUCUGAACCCCCAGGGAGCAGCUGUGGUAGGAGAAGCUGGGCAGGAAUAAAUGGGAGCCUCCAGCAGGGCUUUAGCUCUUUAUUCCCCUUCUGCUUUGGUCCACCUGUUACAGGCUCAGCAUUGGAUAAGGCAAGUAGAUGGAGCGAAAGUUUCCUCCACACCAUGUUAGCACAGACUUAAGCCCUGGUAUCCCUCACUCCCUGCUUAUCCUAUUAUUUAAUGAAACAGAUGGAAUAACCCUCCCACCUUAUUUUACACCCAGGACACUACCAGCCCUUAGAGCAAAGUCUUGAGAAUACAUUUUCUGACCCACAGCAAAAUCUGUGAGGAAAAGCUCUCAGUUGGCUUAGAGGUCUGAAGGUUUUUUAAUAACCCCAUAAAAGCAGCUGCUUUUUACAUAGUAUUGCAGGUGCAUUUGCAGCAGCAAUCAGUUGCUGGCUUACUGCUUAAAAAAAGAAAAUGCACUCAACAAGCAUAAAUUUAUGAAAUCUGGUUAUUUUCAAGGCAGGGAAAAAAAUUGCUUGCAGCAGCCUUAAUUUUGUAUUGUCAAUGUUGUUCAUGAACUGAAAGCCUUUGAGCCUCUCUGUACUGAAAUGAAAGCCCUUUUUCUCUCCUUCCCUACUUCAAGCUGCCUAGUUUGAUCACUGGUAACUUCACCUGCCCGACUUUGUUGUAGAGCUGCACCAAGUAGAUAUGGUGUUGCAGCAGCCUGACAGGAACCAUGUGCAGUCAUGAACCCAUGCACUCCAAGUUUGGGCUCCUUCACCAGAAGCAGCAAGAAACUAUGCACAGCUGAGGUCAAAGUCAAAGGCCGCAGUCAGAAGCUGUCUUUGGAGUAAACAGUGCAGAGAUUUUUUGAGUUACACCUUGGAAGAAUUGGGCUCAUUUGCUGCCUCGAGAAUGUGAAAGGACCGGUUCUUUAUAAAAGGGACAAUUUUGAACUCAUAGAAGUCCCUGCCUUCCUCCAGUGACUCCUACAUAAGCAAAGUGCUUUUCCUCCUCUCCCAGUAGUAAUGUCUUAUAAUCUAAUUGGGUGUAUGUAAUGUGUCCUUGAAACCAGGAGGCUGUUCUCGCCACAAAAUACCAUGCCUACAGCCCUUUGUCCAACAGCCAGUUGACUCUUUUACCACUCUGUAGACUCCAGCUCUACUACAGGAAUUUUUGUUCUACUUGAAGACCUGCAGCUCAUUUUCUUCAAAGUAGCAGGUGCCACUGCACUUCUCUGUUCGUUGUUCUAGAAAUACAUUUGCCUUGUGCAACACUAGAGUCUGGAAGUGGCCAUUCUCAAAGCAGUAUUGUAGCAAUAGAUGAAGCUGUUAGCUUCUGUUCUCAGCAUCAGAUUUGUACUUCCUCCUUUGUAAAAAUGUUUCAGAUUUUGAAGUGUAGCUUUUGUAAAUUUUCCUGAAUCUUUUUUUUUUUUUUUUUGUAAACUGUGAAGAGUUUGGUUACUGUGUCAUGGUACUGAAGGUCUGUAAUAAAGUGUAUGGACAGAAGUGCACCACUA